This is a messenger RNA of Thalassophryne amazonica, 989 nucleotides long. RefSeq names its product claudin-23. Lineage: Eukaryota; Metazoa; Chordata; Actinopteri; Batrachoidiformes; Batrachoididae. The transcript has a single exon. Gene Ontology annotation, molecular function: structural molecule activity. The record is from RefSeq and is a predicted model, not a curated record. Bases 156 to 908 code for a protein of 250 amino acids. Gene Ontology annotation, biological process: bicellular tight junction assembly; cell adhesion. Gene Ontology annotation, cellular component: plasma membrane; bicellular tight junction.
UCGUUUCUGCGGAGACAUUGGUGAACUGCAGCUGUUUCUUCGAUGCCGUCACUGAGAAAUGACAAACCUGCUGGGCACCGGGGCGCUAAAUACUUCACAAAUACUCCUGUUUGGAAAAAACGUUUCAUGUUGUGACGAUUAAAAGUGCAGACGUCAUGCACACUCCGGCCUCCAUGGUGAUGGGGAUCGUCUUCUCCCCUUUGGGGCUGGUUCUUGUCUUCACUGCUGCCAUCACGCCUCAGUGGCGAGAGGGGCAGACACAACUAGGUGUGGCAGGUCCAGGUGCUGUACUUCGCUCAGGCCCAAAAGGUCAAGGGACGGGGAUCAAGUCAGCCGACACGCUACUUUUAUUGCGCUCUGAUGGACUGUGGGAGAGCUGCAUGCAGGUGGCGCACUCUGAGCUGAAGCAGUGCUGGCCGGUGUUGGGUCAGUACCAGAGAGACCCGCGUGUCCGCCUAGCACAGGGCUUGGUGCUCAGCUCCUUGUUCCUGUGCGGCACUGGCAUUGUUCUGGCGUGCAUCGGCGUCCGCUGUUGGACAGACCUGCCUCUGAGAGGCGUGGCCGCCACAGGAGGCAUCCUGGUGGUGCUGGCCGGCGUGCUGAGCCUCACUGCCCUGGGGGUGUAUACCCACAACCUCACAAGACUAGGGAUGGAGGAUUCCAAGAAAACCAUCAGCAAUCAGCGCUUCCCCCACCUGAACCUGCAUCCAGCUGGCUCGCUCUACUUCGGGUGGCUGGGAUCGUGUCUGCAGGUGCUGGGAGGCGGAGCUCUGAUGCUCAGCUUCAAAUGUCCAAGAUGUCCAACCUGUCCAUCUUGCAGUCCAGAGUUGAGCACGUGUCCUGCGUGCCACUCCUGUCCAGAGAUCAACAACAAACAAGAGACGGGCGUGUACGAAGUCAGCUGUUAGGAAUCCUCAUUAAGUCCACACGUCAGCGAGUCAGCCAGUCAGCCAGCCAGGAAAAGAAGACUUCCAAGAGACACUGGAACA